This is a messenger RNA of Ricinus communis (castor bean), 1509 nucleotides long. RefSeq lists its product as uncharacterized. Gene Ontology annotation, cellular component: chloroplast. Lineage: Eukaryota; Viridiplantae; Streptophyta; Magnoliopsida; Malpighiales; Euphorbiaceae. The coding region runs from base 282 to 1334 and encodes 350 amino acids. The record is from RefSeq and is a predicted model, not a curated record. The transcript has 4 exons.
AUUGGUGCACGCAAUUAUCAUGCUUGACCUUAAACAAAUACUGCAACCCCCAACUUUGACCUUUGCACCUAAUGGCGUGUGCUGAGCACGGCGUCGUUUACUGCCUCUCCUCUUCUCUUCUCUUUUAUUGAAUUAGAUAUAACUUAAUAAAACCGAUUAUUUGUUGUGUUUGCUUCAUUGUCACCUAAUUCAUUUGAUUCCUUUCCCUGUCUCUCUCCAUUUCCUCUCUUCAUUUCUUGGAUUUCAUUGCACAAUUCAGGUAAUCUUGCUUCAUAAUAAAGAUGGAUUUUUUCUUCAGAGGCCAAAAUGAGGAGCCUGCACCUUCUCAAAAUGACAUCCUUAGGUGUCCAUUUUUAAGAAACAUUAAUGAACCCACUAAUUUCUCCUUCUCCUCAUCCCUGCCUUUCCCAAUGCCAGUUCGUUCAGGCAAAGGUCCAAUUUUUGAAGAUGGUCCCAAUUUUGAUAUGGCAUUCAGAUUAUUCCAUGGGCGUGAUGGAGUGGUUCCGCUUUCUGAAAGAUCAUAUAUAAGUUCUGAGAAAGAAGGACGCCAACCAACACUCCCUGAGUUCAAUCCUUUAGCUGCUAAGGCAGCUACCAUUAGUCUUUCAUCUUUUGGACCUGGAGGACCCUUCAGCUUUGACUCGUUUUCAAAGAAGUGGAAGAAUGAAAAGAAAAACUCCAAACCAUCCAAGAAAGAGCCGUCUUCAAAGGGAGGACAAUCUAAUCAUGAAGCAUUGGGCAAUGAAUGGCUGCAAAGUGGAAACUGCCCUAUAGCAAAGUCAUAUCGGGCUGUUAGCGGUGUCCUGCCACUUGUUGCAAAAGUUUUCCAACCCCCUCCAGGCGUGAACUAUAGGUGCCCACCUGUAGUGGUUGCAGCCCGAGCAGCUAUAGCACGGACUGCUUUUGCUAAGAACCUCCGGCCACAACCCUUACCUUCCAAGAUACUUGUGAUUGGGAUGUUGGGCAUGGCAGCAAAUGUCCCUCUAGGAAUAUGGAGGGAACACACUAAAAAAUUUUCAGCAUCAUGGUUUGCAGCUGUCCAUGCUGCAGUUCCAUUCAUUGCCAUGCUAAGGAAAUCUGUGUUAAUGCCCAAGUCAGCCAUGGCAUUUACCAUUGCAGCAUCUGUACUGGGACAGGUCAUUGGAUCCAGAGCAGAGCGAUACCGGCUGAAGGCAGCAGCUGCAAAGAAAAUGUCUCUUGCAGAAACAUCUGUGGAUGCUUCAAGUGAGUUCCAAGCUGUUGCUGUUAAAGGCAGAUGCUGUGGCGAUUUUGUGAAGUAUCCAGCUUCCCUUCAGGUCACUGGGACUUCUUCGUCAGCAGAUGUUUUCUGCUGAUUCUUUCUAUAUGAAUCUGUCAUUACUUCUUGUUUACAACUUGUAAUUCUUUGUUUGCAACAAGUGUAUGUUCAUUCCUUGUUUACCAUGUUGUUGUCCACUAUCCUGUGAGGACCCUGAUUUUAGUAAUUGAUGGAAUAAAAGAUACGAAAUGGAUGAGUGAUUAUUUGAGGCA